GUCGCCAGUUCCAAGCGAUCGAAACGAGCCUCAAAGUCUCAUAUGAGUGGCGAUUCGUGACGGUCAUUUUCCCAAAAGCGUGUUACGAUAGCAACUAAAGAUGUCUUGCGAAAAGAAAUGGCUGCCUUUAGAAUCCAAUCCAGAUGUAAUGAACAAGUUCUUGAGCAGUGUUGGAGUACCAGAAGAAUGGUCUAUGAUUGAUGUUAUUGACUUAGAAGACGAGCACCUAGAAAACUUACCAAAGAAAGUCAAAGCCGUUCUCUUAUUAUUUCCCACCGGUGAGCAGCAUGACGAGCAUUGUAAGAGUGAGCAAGAAGCUAUCGACGCCGAAGGUCAAGUUGUCAGCGAUAGAGUAUAUUUCAUGAAACUGGAAGCAAAUAAUGCAAGUGGAACAGUCUCUCUUAUACACGCUGUUGGUAACGCUGCUGACGACGAAUUAGAAUUAAGUGAAGAUUCUAGUUUAAAAGAAUUCCUGGAACGAACGAAGGAUAUGGCGCCUGAGGAGAGAGGUCAAGAAUUAGAAAUGGACGAGAGUCUAUGUGUCAUGCACGAGUCCCUUGCCAAAGAAGGUCAAACCGAGGCACCAGAAGGGGACGAGGAAAUUAAUCUGCAUUUCAUAACAUUUGUUUCCGUAGAUGAGCAGUUGUAUGAACUCGAUGCUCGGAAAAACUGUCCAAUCAACCAUGGAGCUACAAGCAUGGACACGUUAUUAAAGGAUGCUGUUGCAGUUUGUAAAAAAUUCAUGGAGCGUGAUCCUGAGAAUGUUAAUUUUUCAAUCAUGGCCCUGGUAGGAGGUGGUGGAACUUCCGUCGAAACAGAGGAGGAAGAAGUAGAAGAGUAAAGAAUAUAAAAACUACACUAUUUUUUCUAUUUUGCAUUGCAUUUGCACUAAAAAAGUUAAAUUUAGUAAAAGAAGAAAAAAAAAACAUAAGAUGCUUAUGAAAAAUGCUAUGAAGUGCUAUGAACCAUUGUUAGCUGAAAGUAUUAAACAUCACCGCCUGUGCCUGAAAAUUAAAAAAUUUUGAACUAGAACUUAAUUUCCGAUUCUAUCACCAUAUGCCUGUUCGAAGCAAUUAGACUUAUUUUCAUUUCUAAUAGAUGAUUUUGAAGGGAAACUAUAUUUAAAAGUGUGUACGUUUCCAACACUUAUUUUACAAAAUAUAAUGUUUUGUAUUUCAGAUGAUAAUAUCAAUGAAUCACAUGUAUUGCUGCUUAUGAAUAAAGAAAAGCUGUUAUAUUCA
Parasteatoda tepidariorum (common house spider) is the source of this 1241-nucleotide messenger RNA. Lineage: Eukaryota; Metazoa; Arthropoda; Arachnida; Araneae; Theridiidae. The record is from RefSeq and is a predicted model, not a curated record.